AUGUCUCGAUUAAAAUCCAUUGUUCAAUUAUUAACAAAUCAUGGUUUUAAACAACCAAUACAUCAUUCAAUUUAUUUUACACCAAAAUAUGGUAAUCCAUAUAAUUUAUUAAAAGAUUUCAAUGCAUAUAAUUGGAUAUUAAUUAGUGAUGAAUAUAUUCAUGAAAAUUCAUCAUUAAAUUAUCGUAAAAAGCUCUAUGAAUUUUUUUCUGAAUUAGAUAUUUCAAAUUUUUUAUUUCCAAUUAAUAAUUUUACAUAUGAACAAUUUAAUUCUUUAAUUAAAAUUCAAUCAAUAUCAAUGAAUAAAAAACUUUUUUUAGCAUUACAAGAAACUUAUAUAAAUUUUCAUAUUAAUGAAUUAUUUUUAAAUUAUUUAAAAGAAUCUAUAUGGAUACCAACAAUUCAAAUAUUUUAUUCUUAUAAUGAACAAAAUAAUUUAAUUGAAUUAAAUAAAAUUUAUAAAUUAGAUAAAUCAAAUAAUAUUUAUAUAAAAACAAAACAAAUUGAACAACUUUUUGGACAACAUAUUCAAUAUAUUGAUAUUGAUAUUGAUAUUAAUUCUUCAUUUGCAAAUGAUAUUGGUCUUAUUAAACAUAUAACAUUAGUUGAUGUUAUUUCAAUGUUACUUAAUUGGUGUAAUAAUUCAAUUUUUUAUACUUCAAUAUCUCAUAUGCAAAAUAUUUAUCAAUAUAUUUAUGAAAAUAUGAAUAUUAAUGAAUUACGAGAUUUAAUUAAUACUAAAUCAAUUUUUUUUGUACCUUAUUCAUCAUCAUUAAAUCAUACAGAUAUUGUUCGUGGUAGAUUUGUUAAUAUAUCUGAAGUUUAUUGGUAUGAUUCAACAAAUCUUUUUAUUAAAUAUUCUUCAUUAUUGAAAAUAACUAAUCAUUAUUUACUUGAAUCAUAUUAUAAUGAACAAAAAACAAUUUUUCUUGAUAUAUUUUCUAUUCGAUUAAAUCCAACAAUUGAAGAAUAUAUUAAUUUAUUAGUUCAUAUCUCAUCACUUGAAAUAACAGAAAAUACAAUUCAAGAUGCAUUUUUAAUCUUUAAAACUAUUGGAAAAUUUUGUGAACAAUCAAAUAAUCUUAUAGAAAAAAAAGAUUUACAAAAUAAACUAUCUCAUAAAUCAAUUUUUCCUACAAAAGAUUAUCGUUGGGUUUCAUUAGAUGAUAAUCCAUUGAUAUGUGAUAAUAAUGAUAUUGCUCAAUUAUUUAUUCAUAUUAAAAAUAUUUCAUUGAUUGAUAUAUUAUCAUCAGAUGUUUUAAUAUUUUUUAACAUGUGUGAUAUAAAAUCACUUUCAUCAUCAAUUACAAUAGAACAUAUUAUUAAAAAUCCAUCGAAUGGAAUAUUUAUUCAAAAUUUACUUUCUUCACUUAUUCCAUAUGUACAAUUAUUUAUGAAAUCUCGAACAGAAUUUUUUGAUGCAUAUCAAUGGACAAAAUCAAUAAAUAUGUCAUCAUUACUUAUGAAUAUUCAAUUUAUUAUUGUUGAUUAUCUUCAAUUAAUUUAUCGAUUUAAAUCUGAUUCAUCUAUUUGUAUAAUUCAAGAAGAAAAAUUUUAUUAUGAUAAAAAUUCAAUAAUUUUUUAUAUUCAUCAUGAAUGGACAAAACAAUCGAAAUAUUAUCGUAAUAUAUUUCAUUCAUUUGCUCGUAUAUUUAUACCUUAUCAUAAUGAUGAUUUAAUUUGUUCACUUGGCAAUUUUAUGAAUUUAUUAUAUAAUGAAGAAGAAAAUAAUCUUGAAAUAUUUGCUAAAUAUCAACAUUUUGAUUUAGAUUUCAAAGAUUUAAAUGAUAUUCCAUGGCAUAUACCAUCAACAUCAAAACAAAUAAAAUCUAUUGAACCAAAUAUUGAUGAAAAUAAAGUUCGAAUGUUACUUGAAAAUGUUGCUCAAAAUCAAGAACAAUAUAAUGCUUAUAAACAAAAGAAACGACAAGAAUUAAAACAACAUCUAUCUGAAACUUCUACAAUUUCGACUAAUUUAUCUAUUGAACAUCAAAAUUCUUCUGAUGAUUUGAUUUCUCGAUUUGAUAAUAUUCGUUCUGGUGCCUUAUCAGCAAUCAUUGAUACACCCUAUGAAACUAUUGAACAACAUACUAAACAUGUGAAUAUCGAAGAUCUAACUCAUCAAGUACUUGAUAAUCGAAAUUCAACAAUUGGUUCGGAUCAAGAAUCUUUGGAAAAAAUUGGUCGAUGGGGUGAACAAUGGGUUAAUGAAUAUCUUCGUGCUAAAUAUCAUGAUAAAAUUCAAUUGAAUGAAAUUGAAAUUGUAUGGCUUAAUGAAAAAUUAGAACAAGGAAAACCAUAUGAUUUUAUUUUAAAAAAUCUUAAAACGAAUAUAAUAACAUAUAUUGAAGUAAAAAGUACUUUAAGUAAUAAUCGUCAAUUAAUACCAAUAACAUAUAAUGAAUUACAAUAUUGUUGUUCAUUGUCAGAUAUAAAUCAACAUUUUCAAAUCUAUCGUAUUUAUAAUACUGGUCAAGUAAAAAAAGUUAAAUUACGUAUUGUUGAAAAUGUUGAAGAAAAAUUACGUAAACAUGAUUUAGAAUUGUUUUUGUUAAUUUGA
This is a messenger RNA of Rotaria sp. Silwood1, 2559 nucleotides long. The record is from the annotation of a GenBank genome assembly. Lineage: Eukaryota; Metazoa; Rotifera; Eurotatoria; Philodinida; Philodinidae.